This is a messenger RNA of Echinostoma caproni, 867 nucleotides long. Lineage: Eukaryota; Metazoa; Platyhelminthes; Trematoda; Plagiorchiida; Echinostomatidae. The record is from the annotation of a GenBank genome assembly.
AUGUCCACACUGCUAUCAUUGAUGUUGUCUGGUUUCGUUAUUGAUGUCGAGCAGCAAGAACUACUCUGCACCUCCACUUCGUAUUCCGUCAGUGCCCGGGCAACGCGCAUUUGUUCUAUGGGAUUCCGUCUACCCGAACCCGACAUUCCUCGUGAGUUUCCAGAUUUAACACAGCCCUCCUAUGAACUUGCGAGUGUUACUCACGAGGUGACCCACACCAUCAUCGCUAAGAGUCAACCCGUCACCGCCAAACCUCGCCGACUCACACCUAAGAAAUUGGCCAUGGUGCGUGUAGAGUUCGACCACAUGCUCCAGCUUGGUAUCAUUCGUCCAUCCAACUCCCCUUGGUCGUCCGCACUGCAUAUGGCACCCAAGAAAACCCCUGGAGAUUGGCGUCCUUAUGGUGACUACAGAGCACUUGACAAUUCCACCACACCCGAAAAGGCGACAGAACGAUGUCUUAUCAAAAACGAGAUUGGUGAACGCAUCCUGGUCAUUUGUCCGGAUUAUUGUUGCGGAAAUCGAACACUUCAGUUCUGUUGCAACGAUUGCUGGUCCAGUAUAAAGGGCAUCAUCUGGUGCAGUCAGACUGCAAUAGAUGAUGAUGAUGAUGAAGAUGAUGAUGAUUCGGAUGAUGAUGAUGAUGAUGAUGAUAAUGAUGAUUCGGAUGAUGAUUUGGAUGAUGAUGAUGAUGAUGAUGAUUCGGAUGAUGAUGACGAUGAUGGUUCGGAUGAUGAUAUUGAUGAUGUUGAUGGUAUUAACCCGCCGUCUAACCUGGCGUAUCUAACCUAUCUCAGGGUAAUAUUCCAAGCGGUUGGAGAACCUUGCCCUUUAUCGCCUAAACAUGUUUUUCCCUAUCGCCUUUAG